CCCACCACCAUGGGGGCUUUAGGUUUGUCUAUAUAUACCCUAUGACCGCCUUCUCACGCAUCUUCACCGAAAGAAAGAUCUCCAAGCCGAGAAAAACGAGCUUGUUUUCUGCAGCACAGUAGUGUGGUUGCCGGAAUUUUCUCCGUUCCGAUCGAAUGGCAGACACUUACUGCACGGACUGCAAGCGGAACACCGAGGUUGUUUUCGACCACUCCGCCGGUGAUACCGUGUGCUCCGAGUGCGGGCUUGUUCUGGAAUCGCGUGCCAUCGACGAGACCUCCGAGUGGCGUACCUUCGCCGACGACUCCGGCGACCACGACCCCAACCGUGUCGGUGGACCCGUCAAUCCAUUGCUCGGCGAUGUCGGCUUGUCCACCGUUAUUUCCAAGGCUCCCAAUGGCAACGGCGACUCGUCGCUCUCCCGGUUACAGAAUCGCGGCGGUGAUCCAGAUCGUGCCCUUGUUCUGGCUUUCAAAGCAAUUGCUAUCAUGGCUGAUAGGUUGAGCCUUGUCUCUACUAUAAAGGACCGAGCAAGUGAAUAUUAUAAAAGGCUAGAAGACCUAAAGUGCACAAGGGGAAGAAAUCUUGAUGCCUUGGUGGGUGGCUGCAUCUAUAUUGCGUGUCGACAAGAAGGAAAACCCCGCACCGUAAAAGAAAUUUGCUCAAUUGCCAAUGGAGCGACAAAGAAGGAAAUCGGCCGUGCAAAAGAAUUUAUUGUUAAACAAUUGAAGGUUGAAUUGGGAGAGUCAAUGGAGAUGGGAACGAUACAUGCAGAGGACUACCUGAGGCGUUUUUGCUCCAACCUUGGUAUGAACCAUGAAGAAAUUAAAGCUGUUCAAGAAACUGUUCUUAUGUCAAAGGAGUUUGAUAUUAGGAGGAGUCCUAUAUCUAUUGCUGCUGCAAUUAUUUACAUGCUCACCCAGCUUUCUGAUGCAAAGAAACCCUUGAGAGAUAUUGCUCUUGCAACUACUGUCGCUGAGGGGACAAUCAAGAAUGCUUAUCGAGAUCUCUUUCCCCAUGCUUCGAAGAUUUUACCGGAAUGGUAUAUUAAAGACAAGGACACCAAGAACCUUAGCAGCCCAAAGGCAUGAAAAGCUUGGAGUUGUGGGGGGUUUAUCGGCUGAUAUUAAUAAUAUAUACAAGACAAUGAUAUAUCUAGGUAGAGGGGUUAGAGAGAUUCAGAGAGUGGUGUAAUUAUCUCAAAGUUACCUCAAAUGACUAAAGUAACGGUGAGAUGAUUUCUGUUGAUAAACUUUUACCUUUAACUGAAUCAUUCUUUAUCCCUCUCGUGCCCAAUAGCAAUGUCCUAUUAGAAUGUGCCAUUUUUCAUAUACGUGUUUGUAUCUUUAGUGUGAUUUCUGCAGACCUUUAAUCUCUUUGGAGAGACUUGAUACAAGGAGCAUUCAUAGGCAAUCAAUUGCAAUGUUGGUAUAGGCUUUGGAUGUAUGAAAUCUCCC
This is a messenger RNA of Cuscuta europaea, 1457 nucleotides long. Lineage: Eukaryota; Viridiplantae; Streptophyta; Magnoliopsida; Solanales; Convolvulaceae. The record is from the annotation of a GenBank genome assembly.